AUUGGCAGCAAUGCGACGUUGAUCCGACGCGAAAGUCAACAGGUUUACUACCUGAUAAAAAAGAAGAAUGGAUUGCAAACUCGGAUGUUAAACGACCGACUGGAUAUUGUAGGUUUACGCAUUGUUUCGAUUAAUUAAUAAGAGCGAGCUAUGGCUAAUUCGUCCUUCUCGUCGUCCAUGCAAUCCCACAGCGAGCUGCUCACGGAGGAGCAGGAAACGGCAGUUUACAAGAGCAUAAAGAUGAAUCUGCAAGAAAUUCAGAGAGCUACGCACGACAUUAAUCUCAAAUUCAAAAGUAUACAGGAAGAGAUGCGUAUCACGGCCGCUCUGGUGAAGGCGAUCGAGUCAAAAACUCCAGCUACUAAUCAGGAUUGACACGCUCGCCAAGAGCAAAGGAGUGUGUCUCGGUAAUGAGAAAAAAUGUCACUCGUCAAUUUCGCAAUUUCUACUACGAGGACGUAACGAGGACGAUAUCAAACCGAAGCCUAUUUUCAGUUGACAAUGUUGCGCCUUCUCGUACUAUUGGCCCUUCCUUUCUGGCUCGGAACGAGCAUGGCUGCAACGAUUACGGCUACAACAUGGGGUUCUGUGAACGGCCAGCAGAUCCAAAAAUUCACGCUGAGAAACAGAGCUAGUCAAGAGGUCGAUGUGAUAACGUAUGGGGCGACAGUGACUGCCAUUAGAACGCCGGAUAAGGAAGGGAACAUAGCGGACGUUGUGCUUGGCUUUGACAAUAUUGAAGGCUAUACAUCAGCGAGUAAUCCGUAUUUUGGUGCCACCAUCGGACGAGUCGCAAAUCGCAUCGGCAAAGCAACUUUUGUCUUGGACGGUCAACGUUACAAUGUGUCGAAGAACAUAGGUGAGGACAGCCUCCACGGUGGUACUCGCGGUUGGAGCUUCAAAGUGUGGGACGCAAUAAUUGAUUGCGAUCGCGUGGUGAUGACCUUGGUCAGUCCAGACGGUGACGAGGGCUAUCCGGGAUCGGUAACGACGACAGUCAGCUUUCAACUCAGCGACGAUGGAGAAUUGCGCAUGGAGAUGAAAGCCAAAUCCGUAAAGGCGACGCCGAUUAAUUUGACCAAUCACGGUUACUUCAAUCUCGCUGGGCACGCUACAAAUGCGGCAGAACUGUAUAAACACGUGUUCAUACUGAACGCUGAUCGUUGGACCGUCACGGACUCCGGGAGUAUUCCUACCGGCGAGAUCAGGUCGGUUGAGAACAGCAUAAUGGAUCUCAGGAAACCGACAAUCCUCGGCGAUGUCAUCGACAAAGUACCGGGCGGCGGUUACGACUACAACUUUUGCUUGCCAGAGCCGCACGACCACAGGAAAAGGAAUUUCGUCGGCAAAGUAGUGCAUCCGGCCUCGGGACGUCGCUUGGAGGUGUACUCGAAUCAACCGGGCGUUCAACUUUACACCACCAACUCUGUACCCGAAUCCGGUAUUGUGGGCAAAAACGGAGCGCGGUACUCGAGACAUGCCGCUUUCUGCUUGGAAACGCAAAAUUAUCCUGACGCUGUGAACCAUAGAAACUUUCCCAACAGCGUAUUACGACCAGGCGAUAUAUACAAUCACAUUGUAGUGUACAAAUUUGGAGUGGAAAAUUAAUUUCCACCUUCUGCUACAUACUUUUUGAAAAGAUGAGGCAAAUAUUCAAUAAUAAGAAAAUCUUGUAUCGUUGAGCUUUGGCAAUUAUGAUUGUACAAAAAGAAACUGACAAACGUCUGUAACUAUAUUAUCAAACCUUACAAUAUCUGCUAACAAUUUAUUCAGACUUUGUAAA
Messenger RNA from Vollenhovia emeryi, 1783 nucleotides. Its product is annotated as aldose 1-epimerase. NCBI's taxonomy places the organism in Eukaryota, Metazoa, Arthropoda, Insecta, Hymenoptera, Formicidae. The record is from RefSeq and is a predicted model, not a curated record. The coding region runs from base 502 to 1608 and encodes 368 amino acids. Gene Ontology annotation, biological process: glucose metabolic process; beta-D-galactose catabolic process via UDP-galactose, Leloir pathway. The transcript is spliced from 6 exons. Gene Ontology annotation, molecular function: aldose 1-epimerase activity; carbohydrate binding.